This is a messenger RNA of Dioscorea cayenensis subsp. rotundata (Guinea yam), 1623 nucleotides long. Its product is annotated as pentatricopeptide repeat-containing protein At1g55890, mitochondrial-like. Bases 86 to 1279 code for a protein of 397 amino acids. Gene Ontology annotation, cellular component: chloroplast. Gene Ontology annotation, molecular function: protein binding. The transcript has 3 exons. The record is from RefSeq and is a predicted model, not a curated record. NCBI's taxonomy places the organism in Eukaryota, Viridiplantae, Streptophyta, Magnoliopsida, Dioscoreales, Dioscoreaceae.
AACCAUACCUUCUGUAUAACCAGGGAUCCAAAACCCUUACCAUACAAAACCUCAUCCAAGCGAAGGGUCUCACUUGAAGAACAGAAUGCGUCUCCUUGCUCGUCUCCGCCGCCACCAUCUCUCACUCCCGUUCUCCUCCUCCCCAAACCUUAACCUUAACCCUAAACCUAACCCUAAACCACCAUCCGAGAGUAUCCGGGCGAUCAUCAAAGCCCUCAACGACGAGAGCGACCUCGACAAGCUCGUCACCUCCUUCAAGAGUGCUGCCGCCAUCCCGCGCUUUCGUGCCAUCCACAAUGUCUACGAGAUCACUGUCCGACGCCUUGCCAUCGCCGGCCGCCUCGCCUCCAUCGAGGACAUCCUCGAGUCGCAGAAGACCUACUCCGACAUCAGCCGCGAGGGCUUUGGCAUCCGCCUCAUCUCCCUCUACGCGCGUGCCGGCAUGCUUUCCCACGCCGCAACUACCUUUGAUCAGCUCCCGUCUCUCGGUUGCCCGCGCACCGUCGCCUCCUUCAAUGCCCUUCUCACCGCCUGCACCCACGUCAAGGACAUCGAUCGCUUGGCCGAGGUCUUCCGUGACGUCCCGGCAUCAGACCCUUCCAUCGUCCCCAAUGCCAUCUCUUAUAAUAUUUUGAUUCUGGCUUUAUGCGAGAAGGGUGAUCCUCAUGCUGCUCUUGAUGCUCUGAAGCUGAUGGAAAAGAACGAAAUGGAACCCAAUUUGAUCACUUUUAACACUCUUCUCAAUGGGUUUUACAGCAAGAGUUUCUUUCUUGAUGGCGAGAAGGUUUGGGAGAAGAUGAAGGAUAAGAACAUAGACCCUGAUAUAAGGAGCUACAACGCCAAGCUUAGAGGGCUGGUUCUGCAGGGAAGGACAAUGGAGGCUGUGGAGCUUAUUGGGAAGCUGAAUGACCUUGGAUCAAAGCCUGACAUAUUCUCUUUCAAUGCGGUAAUCAAAGGGUAUCUUAAAGAUGGGAAAUUGGAGGAGGCUAAGAAGGUUUAUUCAGAAUUGAUGAAGAAUGAUUGUGCUCCGAAUCGAUGGACUUUUGAGAUGUUGAUCCCUGAGCUCUAUGAGGCUGGAGAACUUGAUAUGGCUCUUAAAUUAUCCUAUGAAAGCCUUAGUCGUCGGUGUUUUGUUGAAGUUGGGGUGUUGCAGAAAGUAGUAGAUGGGUUGGCUAAGGCAUCGAGGGUAGGCGAGGCUAAGAAGCUUGUCGAGCGUGGCAAGUUCAAAAGUUUUGCUAGGAAGGGCUUGAAGUUGCCAUUGUCAUCGUUAGUUGGAUGAAGAUUUGACUGGCCCAACUUUUUAAAGGUUGCUGGGGUACAUUUUAGUCAAUCAAGAAGUGAAUAUAGUGAUUAUAUCUGCAUACAGUCCAUACUUCACCUUGAACCGAUGAUACUGAUCCACUGCAACAUCUGCAUUGCUGAAAUCCAGAAUCCUUCCUGCCAAACAGUAAAGAUAUCUCCGCACACAUUCGUUUGUUUUGCAGUAAAAAUUCAGAACUAGGACCGAAAAGCAAACAGAAGACCGCACCUGGUAAGCAGAGGAAGCCGUCCCGAAUACAAACCCAUCAGGAAAGUCUGCUCUAUUUAUCGCCUCACUGAUAAUCAAAGAGCUGCUCAGCAGAC